Molecule: messenger RNA, 1019 nt
Organism: Hordeum vulgare subsp. vulgare (domesticated barley)
Lineage: Eukaryota; Viridiplantae; Streptophyta; Magnoliopsida; Poales; Poaceae
Product: COX assembly mitochondrial protein 2 homolog
Exons: 5
Coding region: 438-689 (83 amino acids)
Cellular component (GO): mitochondrion
Source: RefSeq, a predicted model, not a curated record
CGCCCCGUCAAGGUCAGAGCUUCACACACGGCAGCGCGGCGGGGCACGCCUGCUACGUCCGUACUACGCUGGUCGCCGUCCACAGUUCCCCACCCAGCGAGCGUCCUCCUUCGCCGGCCUCUCUCUGCCAUCGACGCCUCGCCCCCUUGCUCACCAUCUCUCAUCUGCGGAGCCGCCUAAAAAGAACGGGCGGCCGCUCCGGCCACCUGCUAGAUCUGCAGCACCAUCACUCCACCAGCCCACCACCGUGAUCUACCUGCUGUCGCCGGCCCUCUCUCCCUCUGCAGCACCACCGACUGAGGUGGAGUUCAACAAUCUCUUCUGUAGUUUACUGUGGCUGUGCCCUGCAGAUAGUACAGACACUUGCCCCUCUGUGGCAGUUCUCCAUUCGAUUGCAGAUCUGCCUGUGCAAGGCUCACAUUCCUACAUCUUUGGAAAUGCAUCCCCAUCUAACCCUACACAGGCAUCCUAUGUGUGCUGAGAUUAUUGAAGAAUUCCAGAAGUGCCAUGUGGAUCACCCCAUCAAAAAAUUCUUUGGUGAAUGCACAGAUCUUAAGAUUAAGCUUGAUCGGUGCUUCCGGCAGGAGAAAGCUGUGAAGAGAAAGGCAAACUUUGAAGAGAGCAAGAAAUUUAAAGAAAGGUUGCAGGCUUAUAAAAAGGAAAUGGCGGAGAAAGAAAAUGAAUCAUAGCUUCAAAUGGAGGACAACGACCUUCACUGAAUGCUUUUUUGCUGCAAUCCUGUGGCUUCAACUUUGUGAAACAAAGUUCCGGACAUGUCUUUGCUUCAUGUUUACAUCACAUAUCUACUGUUAUAAGACUACAGCUGAGGUCAUAUAAUCUAUUUAGAAGUUCAAAUUUCCUUCUGUGGCUGAUGCUAUUCAUGGUUAGUCUAUUUCCAUCAUAUAUAGACAAUAAGUCUUGCUCUAAGUUGGUGGUGUAUUGUAAAACUAUGAAACCAGCUGGGUGUGGAGUUUGUACUACACUUGCUAUUCGCAGCGAGAGGUAGUCUCUUGUAAUUA